Molecule: messenger RNA, 876 nt
Organism: Colletotrichum chrysophilum
Lineage: Eukaryota; Fungi; Ascomycota; Sordariomycetes; Glomerellales; Glomerellaceae
Exons: 2
Coding region: 1-876 (291 amino acids)
Cellular component (GO): membrane
Molecular function (GO): sulfate transmembrane transporter activity
Source: RefSeq, a predicted model, not a curated record
AUGCCUCCUUCUGUCUGCGAGCCCGCUCGCGCGUUCAGGCGCCCCGACGGAUCUAACAAGUGGUGGACAGAACAUGAGGAAGAGGUCCUCGUGAACCGAAUCCUCAGAGACGACCCUACGAAAGGCGACAUGAACAACCGAACUGCCGUAACUUUCCACGGUCUCUGGACAGCACUGACGACUGUGAACCUAUGGCCCAUUUUCCUCGUUGGCCUCUUCGCCUGGAUUCCGUUUCAACCGACAGCCAACUACCUUUCACUCAUCCUUCGCGACAUGGGAUACUCUGUCUUCGAGUCCAAUAUGCUUGCGAUACCAAGCUAUGCCCUAUUCGCCAUCAAUGCAAGUAUAGUCGGACAAAAAGUACCCAAGCACAAAACACUAAUAUCUGAUGUUCAGGUUCUGAUCUUUGGUUGGUUAUCCGAGUAUUUCAAAGAACGCUCCAUCAUAUCGUCCUGCAGCAAUAUAUGGAUGCUUCCUUUCUUCAUCGCACUUAUCGCUCUGCCCGAAUCGGCCAACCCCUGGGUCCGGUACGCCUUGCUCACCGGAAUCAACUCGAUCCCGUACACGCACUCCGUGCUCGUCGGAAUGGCGAGUCGCAACUCACGUAGUGUGGGUACGAGAGCAGUCGCAACAGCUGUGUACAACAUGACGUACCAGAUAGGCAGCAUAGCUGCUGUCAACAUCUAUCGAGACGAGGACAAGCCGUACUAUUACACCGCUAAUAAGACUUUGAUUGGGCUUUGUAUAUUCAACAUUCUCCUAUUCAUUGGCAUGAAGCUAUAUUACAUCUGGCGUAAUCGUAUACUUGAGAGGAGAUACGCAGAGGCUUCAGAGGCAGAAAAGCAGAAGGCUAUCGAUAUGCGAUUUGCACACUAG